Molecule: messenger RNA, 5418 nt
Organism: Pectinophora gossypiella (pink bollworm)
Lineage: Eukaryota; Metazoa; Arthropoda; Insecta; Lepidoptera; Gelechiidae
Exons: 3
Coding region: 20-1120 (366 amino acids)
Biological process (GO): DNA integration
Molecular function (GO): nucleic acid binding
Source: RefSeq, a predicted model, not a curated record
UUCGAAGCGUGUGCGGCUUAUGUUUACGAUUUUAUUUCGUGUUCGAUUUUGUAUAAUUUAUAAUUUGGCAAAGAAAAGCAUAAUUGGUUGUAAAAAAUAUAUAAUAAGAUACCUUUUACAUAUAGUACAUAUUUUCAUAAUGAGUGAAGAUAAGGCAAAGUUAAAGGCUCUCGUCGCCGAGCGGGGAUAUAUCAAGGGGACUUUGUCACGGCUAAACAACUUUUGCCACGAUGCUGAUGCAAUGGCGGCUACCUCGCGUGAGGCCUUACGUGAAAAACGUCUUCGCAUGUCGGAGGCUUUUCAAGAAUAUAUGCAGUUAAACAAGGCGAUUUUAGUGCUGGCCGACGAGGACGCUGAAAAUUACGGCGAAUAUGAGGACAAAUAUUACGAGUCUGUUGGGCUGCUGGAUAAGGCCUGCUCGGGUCCGCAAACCGAGGCCAAACCGAAUGGCGGUGAGAAUUCUAACCCAGGUACGUUUAAAAACCUUCCAAAGAUUAAUUUACCCAAUUUUAAUGGGGAGAAAGUGGUAGAAUAUUAUCCUUUCAUUAACAUGUUUCGUUCUGUGAUUCACACAGACAAAAAAUUAAGUUCAUGCGAAAAACUUUAUUACUUACGCUCUUAUUUGAGUGGGGAAGCAUUAGAGCUUAUAAGAAAUUUACCUUUAACCGACGAUAAUUACGUCACAGCUGUCAAACUCUUAGAAAAGAGGUAUGACAAUACCCCUAAAAUUAUUAAUUAUCAUGUGGACAGCUUACUGGAUUUGCCUGCUUUUACUAAAUGCACUGCACACAACCUGCGUUCCCUCAUUAGCACUGUUAAUGUGAACAUGGAAGCCUUAAAAAACUUAAAACAGCCAGUGGAACAUUGGGAUAUACUUCUCAUUAACAUACUAGCUAAAAAGAUUGACAUCUAUACUUACCGGGGUUUCCACCUUGAGAGAAAUGCUAGAGAAGUUCCCACACUAUCUGAAUUUCUUGAUUAUUUAGAGAAGCGUGCAUUGGCACUGGAAAACACCUCGGAGGAGAAGCAGCCAUCAUUUACUGCUAAGUCUACGCGAGCUCCUAAAGUCAGCGGGGUAGCGGCAGCAGAGAAGCCUCAGCCAGCAUGUCUUGCAGCGUGAAUCGCUGCCCCUCACGCCGUCUGGGCCGUUUUUAAUUAACACCUGCUUCGGAUAUGUUGUCGCCGGGACUCUACCAGUUUCAUCUGGCAAGAUUUAUUCUUCUAAUCACUGUAUUAAUAUUAAAGUAAGUGAACCCGUGCAUACAUACCUAUCAGGGCAGGCAGCAAAAACAAAUUUAAUAUCUGACUUGUCUGAACCUCGAAAUGAUAAUUCAUUAUUAAGACAAUGUGAGCAAGAUGCUUUAUUAUUUGAUUUAAAUAAUAAUAUUAAUAAUUUCUGGCAAUGUGAAAAGGUACCUAAUGUUUUCAAGGAGGGUUCAACAGAGUUUCAGUUAGCAGAGGAAUGCUUUAGGUCUUCUGUAAAGUUAAUUAACAAACGCUUUUCUGUGGCUUUGCCUCUUAAAUUAGAUUUGGAAAAUAUACAAUUAGGGGAUAGUUUCUCUUAUGCUCUGCAUAGAUUGUAUAAUUUAGAGAAACGUUUCGUGAAAGAUGACACAUUAUGUCAGCAAUACAAAAAAUUCAUACAAGAUUAUUUGGAUGAAAAUCAUGCCACUUAUUAUGACAUUAACAACUAUAAUUUAGAUGCAGGUAACAUAUAUUUCCUUCCACAUCACCCAGUAUUGAAUCCGAAUAGUAAAACGACUCCCGUGCGAGCCGUAUUUGACGCGAGCAUGAAAACGAAGCGCGGUUUAUGUUUAAAUGAUAUAAUGCUCAACGGAGAUGUUGUCCAAAGUGAAUUGUUUGAUAUAUUGGUGUUAUUAAGAACUUAUAGGUAUAUUUUACUAUGUGAUGUGAAAGCUAUGUACAGGCAAAUACUUGUUGAUGAACCAUUCUGUUGUUUGCAGAAUAUAUUAUGGCGGAAUUCUUGUAAUGAUCCAGUACAAUGUAUACAGUUAAAAACUGUUACAUAUGGUUUAAAAAGUUCGGCAUUUCUAGCUACUCGCUGUUUGAUGGAACUAGCUAAUAAUUUCGAAAAUGAAUAUCCAUUAGCAUCCUUUGUUUUAAAACAUUCUAGUUACAUGGAUGAUAUUCAAUGUGGUAGCCAGGAUAUUUCUGAGUUAUGUCGUAUCAAGGACGAAUUAGUUAAACUUAUGAGCGAGGCGAGUUUCUCCCUGCAUAAGUGGUUUUCAAACUGUCCAGAAAUAUUGAAAGAUAUUCCAUUAGAAUUGCAAUAUUUAGGUAAUCGUGAUUUAAAGGAAAAUGGUAAUGUAUGUAUGAAAACUCUAGGUUUAUCCUAUGAUGUGUCUACUGAUGCCUUAUCUAUGCGUUGUCCUCAAGCUGAGAUCCUUGAGAGAUACACCAAGAGACAAGUUCUCAGCUUUAUAAGCCAAUUUUUUGAUCCGUUAGGUCUGAUAGGUCCAGUGAUAGUGCAAGCUAAGCACUUCAUGCAAAAGGUGUGGUUUUUAGAUCUAAAAUGGGAUGAUUAUUUACCUGAUACCCUAAAUACGGAAUGGGUCGACUUUGCUACUGCUUUGGUAAAAAUGUCUUCUAUUGAUGUACCUAGAAAUAUUAAUGUGUUUUCCUCGCAAUCGUUGGAGUUAGUAGGUUAUACUGACGCUUCUGAUAUUGCAUACGGGUGCUGCUUGUAUAUAAGAGUUGUUGAUGACAACAAAAAUGUUAAAGUUAACCUAUUGUGUUCUAAAUCUCGUAUAAAUCCGAAAAAUAAGAAACUUACUACACCUAGGCUAGAAUUAAACGGUGCUUUAUUAUUGUCUAUGUUGGCUAAGAAAGUAUAUGACGUUUUAAGUCUAAAAUAUAAUGUAAAAACCUUUCUUUAUUCUGAUUCCCAGAUUGUACUUGCGUGGGUGGGUACUGAGCCUGAAAAAUUGGGUGUUUAUGUUCACAAUAGAGUGAAACAAAUACAAAAAUUUACUUCAAAUUUUCAGUGGCAUUAUGUAUGUACCAGUGAAAAUCCUGCGGAUUGUUUAUCUAGGGGCUUAUCACCUCAGUCACUCAAGUCCAAGUUGGGAGAAUUAUGGUUUAAUGGACCAGAAUAUUUACAUAGUUAUGAUUAUGUACAUUCAGAUGGUAAAGGUAAAAGUCAAGUAAUUACUAUUACAGAACUAAAAGUAGAAAAAGAAACAUGUAAUUUGUGUAAUAUCAAAAAUUCUAUGUAUGAUGUGUUAGAUAAAUCUUCUGACCUUGAAAAGCUAACCAGGAUUAUGUGUUAUGUAAACCGAUUUAUUUAUAAUUGCAAUGCAAAAAAUGUAAACAAGAAAAAGGGUAAUUUAUGUCCUGAAGAACUAAAUUCUGCCUUGCUUUCUAUUAUCAAACUCGACCAAGAGAAGCAUUUUAUGCAAGAGAUAAAGUCUUUAAAGUCAAAUAAUGUUUUAAAGUCCAAUUUAAAUAAUUUAAAUCCUUUCUUAGAUUCUGAAGGCUUACUAAGAGUGGGAGGGCGUUUACAAAACGCAGACCUGACUUUCAGUCAGCGUCAUCCUAUUAUCUUGCCAAAACAGUCUAAUAUUACUAGACUGCUCAUUCUAAAAGAACAUUUACGAUUGAAACAUGCUGGGCAGAAAUUAAUUCUCAAUAGUUUGAAUGAACAUUACUGGCUCCUUAAUGCUAAUAGGGAGAUAAAGUCUGUAUUACAUAAAUGUUUAAUUUGCUUUAAACUUAAAGCUAAGGCUGCUUCACAGCUCAUGGGCUCUUUGCCAUUGGAUAGGGUGCGUAUGUCUCGUCCAUUUCAAAUUGUGGGCACAGACUAUGCUGGACCCUUCUAUGUAAAACAGACUAGGGUUAGAAAUCCUUAUGUUGUCAUUUUUGUGUGUUUUACUACUAAAGCUAUCCAUAUAGAAUUAGCUUCCGAUAUGACGACUGAAACAUUUUUAGCUUGUUUGAGAAGAUUUAUUUUUAGAAGAAAUAAGCCCUCUAAGAUUUACUGUGACAAUGGAUCAUAUUUUAGGGGAGCUAAUAAUGUUUUAAAAGACUUAUAUAAUAUGCAGUCUUCCACAAAACACCAAAACGAUGUUAUAAAUUAUUGUAACAGUGAAAGGAUUCAAUUCCAUUUUAUUCCCUCUUAUUCUCCGAUAUUUGGUGGUUUGUGGGAAGCUGGCGUGAAGAGUAUUAAAUAUCACUUGAAAAGAGUAAUUUCAGAUACUGUUUUGACAUUUGAAGAAUUGUACACAGUCUUAGUACAAAUAGAAGGAAUAUUGAAUUCUCGUCCUCUUACUGCUAUGUCUAGAGAUCAAAGUGAUAUGUCUUACUUAACGCCUGCGCAUUUUUUAACUGGAUCACCUAUUACUUCAUAUCCAGAAUUAAACCUAGUUGAUACUAAAGUAGGUAAACUUAGUUUCUGGAAACAGUGUAUGCAAAUGCAGCAGAAUUUUUGGAAGCAAUGGCAUAAGCAGUAUUUAGUAACUUUGCAAAAUAGACCUAAAUGGCAAAAUGUUCAGCCGAACUUGAAAGAAGGGAUGUUAGUCCUUUUAAGGAAUGAAAACGCUUCACCUUUGAAGUGGCCAGUUGGUAGAAUCAUUAAUGUCUUUCCAGGCAAAGAUGGAAGAGUUCGAGCUCUUGAUAUAAAAACAUUUAAAGGGUCUAUUGUUAAAACUAGUAUCAUGAAUGUUUGCCCCUUGCCUCUAAAUGAUUCCUAAGUAUAUAAUGUUACUUAUUAUUAAUAGUUUUUAAGUAGUAUUAUUCAUUGAUAGAUAUAGAUAACUCUAUUAUUCAUGUAGCUUUCUUAGGUAUCAGUAUUACUUUCUAAAUUAGAUUUUUUGCUAGAGGGCAGUUUACCACUUAUUUUUGGUAAAAAUAUAAGUUUAUGCUUAGAUUAAAAUCUCUUAGAAGUUCCUAAUUUAUUUUGUUUGUAAAAAUCUACGUAAAAAUAUUUUUGAAGUAGGUAAUUUAUGUUUUGUUUUAACUUUGUAUAGCAUUGUGUAAACUGUAAGCUUAUUUUGAUUUAAACAUAACAAACAUACCUUUAAGUAGAUUUUUUAUUAAAUUCAUGUUAUUUUCAUUUGUAAAAAUACUUAUACCUCAUAGUAGGAUUUUUAGGUUUUAUGAUUGUUAUUUAAUUGUGUAAGAGUAAAGUAGUUAAACUCAUUUUUUAUUUUCUCAAUUUAUACUUACCUACUAAUUGUUAGUGGAAACGUUCUUAAGUAACUUUUUGAUUAUUAAUGUAACUUUGUUUAUUGAUACUUUUUCAAACUUAGUGGUUGGUACUUACUUGAUUUAAGAUAAUUUUAAGUGCCCCCCCCAAUCUGUUCAACCCGAACAUGUAUCCGAAUUCCAAAUAUGAUAUAAUCUGUGGUAGGGAUAAAAAAAAGAAAUAAAACGACUUCCUGUUUAACCAUGUAACUAUAA